Molecule: messenger RNA, 835 nt
Organism: Leptinotarsa decemlineata (Colorado potato beetle)
Lineage: Eukaryota; Metazoa; Arthropoda; Insecta; Coleoptera; Chrysomelidae
Biological process (GO): response to oxidative stress
Molecular function (GO): peroxidase activity
Source: RefSeq, a predicted model, not a curated record
CACGUCCUCAUUGAAACUUUUAGUGCGCAGGUUCUUUAUGUAAAUGAUAAAUACAUGAAAGUUAAAUGUUAUUACAAAUUAUUUUGUUUAGUUUGAUCGCAGUUGCGUUGGGAAACUUUUGUCCAAGUGACAAUUCGUUUGACAGUGUUGACAGUUCCUGUACAUCAGCCAUGGCUAAUCCAAUCGAUUUUAAAAACGCCAAAUCCAUCUACGAAUUCACCGCAAAUGACAUAAAAGGCGAACCAGUUUCUCUGGAGAAGUACAAAGGUCAUGUAUGUAUCAUUGUUAAUGUAGCUUCACAGUGUGGAUACACAAAAAAUAACUAUGCCGAGCUUAUUGAGUUGUACGACAAAUACUCGGAGUCCAAGGGGCUCAGAAUAUUGGCGUUUCCUUGUAAUCAGUUUGCGGGCCAAGAACCUGGCACUAAUGAGGAAAUUUGCCAAUUUAUGCAGAAAACUAACGUCAACUUCGAUACUUUCGAGAAAAUCAAUGUGAAUGGAAAUGAUGCCCAUCCAUUGUGGAAAUAUUUGAAGCAUGUGCAGGGCGGUACUUUGGGAAAUUUCAUCAAAUGGAACUUCACGAAGUUCAUCAUUGACAAAAAUGGUGUGCCGGUUGAAAGACAUGGUCCAAGCACUAACCCGAAAGAUCUUGUCAGCUCUUUGGAGAAAUAUUGGUAGAAGUACCGCUAAAGAUAUUUAUUAUAUAUGAUGUUGAAUAUAUGUAUGUAGUUAUCUAUGACAGCAUUUAUUAAUUGAUAAAAUCAUUUUCAGUUGAAGUUGUUUCUAUUUCUUGAUUGUUUUAUGUAUCAAUGUAAUAUAAAUGUAUAAAGUAUAUA